This is a messenger RNA of Cryptomeria japonica (Japanese cedar), 1419 nucleotides long. RefSeq lists its product as uncharacterized. The transcript has a single exon. Bases 1 to 1419 code for a protein of 472 amino acids. The record is from RefSeq and is a predicted model, not a curated record. NCBI's taxonomy places the organism in Eukaryota, Viridiplantae, Streptophyta, Pinopsida, Cupressales, Cupressaceae. Gene Ontology annotation, molecular function: zinc ion binding; nucleic acid binding.
AUGUCCAAUAUUCAAGAGGGGUCCUCUGUUACUAGAGCUCCAUUAUUUGAUGGAACUGAUUAUGUGUUUUGGAAAAUCAGAAUGGAAACAUAUCUGAUUUCUCUUGAUCUUGAUGUCUGGAACAUUGUCUGUACUAAGUACACUGUUCCUGCUAACAUUCCUACAACUCCUGAUGAAAAAAAACAAUAUGAAAUGAAUGCCAGAGCCAAACAUGCUAUCUUGUGUGGUUUGACAAAAGAUGUGUUUGUCAAAAUCAUGCACUGUAAAUCUGCCCAUGAAAUAUGGGAAAAAAUUGAAAAUAUCUAUCAAGGAAAUGAAAAAGUCAAACAAUCAAAAAUUCUGACUUUAAAAACUCAAUUUGAGGAAAUGAAAAUGAAAGAUAAUGAAAAGGUUGCUAAAUAUUUUUUGAGAAUAGAUGAGGUUGUUAAUGGCAUGAGAGGAUUAGGUGAGGAGGUUGAUGAAUUUACUGUGGUCAAGAAGGUUAUUAGAACUUUACUGCCUAAAUAUGAGACUAAGGUUUCAGCUCUUGAGGAAAAGAAAAACUUUAAUAAGCUCACCUUAGAUGAUCUUCAAGGAACAUUAAUAGCUUUUGAAAUGAGAACAAGCAAAAGUGAUAAUGCUAGUUCUUUAUUGAAAGAAUCUACCUUUAAAACUGAAAAGAUAGAAGCUAUUGAUAGUGAGUCAAACCUAUCUGACACAUUAGAGGCUCUCCUAGUGAGAAAGCUGAAAAAGAAAUAUAGAGCAAAAUUGCCUCUUAAAUGUUUCAACUGUGGUAAAGCUGGUCAUUUUGCAACCCAAUAUCCUAAUGCUGAUCAAAACCUUGAUGAUGAUCAAACUAAAAAACAUUUUAGGAGAAAGACCUUUCCGAAAAAGAAAUUUAACUUCAACAAUCUUAAAAAGAAAAAGAGUCUAUUCAGUAAAGAAGACUCUAAUGAUGAUUCCGACAAUUCUUUAGGAGAUGAAGGUGAAACUUUGUUCAUGGUUGAAAUUGAAAUGCCAAAAAUAUUAAGCAGCAAGUCUGAUAGUCAAAUGAACAGUCAAUCUGAUCAAGAAAAUUGUGAGAUAAACCUUGAAGGUGAACUGCUAUGCACCCUUCAAGAGAUAAAGAAACUCAAGAAGCACAUUUCUGCUGAAGAGAAAAGUUCACAUAAUGUGACUGUAUCUCUACAAACUGAGAUAGAUGACUCUAGAAGAGUUAUAGAGAAUCUAAAAUCUUUGCUUACUGAUAAAGAAAAUGAGACUCAAACUCUCAAGAAACAAGUUGAUUCUCUUUCAAAGCAAGUGGAAGAACAUAAAAGAACAAUUCAUUUGCAUAAUAUGCUAGGGAAACAAAAACAACUUGUUGGCAUAGGUGAAUGCUCAAAUUUUGUAGAUCAGAAUGUAACAAUUGGUGGUAAGAAGAAUCUAUUUGAAAGUUAG